Oncorhynchus mykiss (rainbow trout) is the source of this 3539-nucleotide messenger RNA. RefSeq names its product coiled-coil and C2 domain containing 1B (gene cc2d1b). Gene Ontology annotation, molecular function: DNA-binding transcription repressor activity, RNA polymerase II-specific. The record is from RefSeq and is a predicted model, not a curated record. NCBI's taxonomy places the organism in Eukaryota, Metazoa, Chordata, Actinopteri, Salmoniformes, Salmonidae.
AUAUACAACACAGCGUUCAGUCCGCCGGGGAAAUGCACACGAAGAAGAAGAAGUUGGUUGUCAGUCUGAGAGUAAAUAACCGUCAACUGGUCGCUGGCUGGAGAUUUCACGUUUAUCCUUGAAGGAAAGUACGUUGCAUUCGUGGUGAAUGAGUAGAUCUCUUGGGACGGUUUAAUUCCUCCGGUUAGGGGUGUUUUAAAACUAGCGGUAUGUUCGGGAAGAAGAAGAGGGCUCCUUUGCCAAAGGGCCAGGGCGCAGCUGCAGCCAAACAGAUGGGUUUGUUUGUGGACUUCAACCCAGAGGAGAUGACGCAGGACAUGGAUGAUCCGACCGUGGAUGAUGCUGAUCUAGAGGCAGAGUUAUCAGCUCUCACUGGGGGCAAGCCUGCUGGAGGGAGACUAAAGCAGAAAGCCCCCUUACCUAUGGAGAAUAUAGCCAGAAUGGCAGAGGAGUGUAUGAAGGAUAUAUACGAUGAUGAUGAUGAUGAUGAUGAUAACCUGGAAGAGGAUGAAGAUUUACUGGCUGAGCUGCAGGAAGUGGUGGGUGACGAGGAAACGGAGGAUCAUGUGACACCCACCUCCACGGAAGAGCCUCCGCAAUCCCCACCCCAGUUAGCUCCUCCUGCGGUACCCGGCAGUCUGCAGCACACCUUGGAGGAGAGACUGAGUAUGUACCGGACAGCUGUCGCCCACGCCAAGGCCUCAGGGGAAUCGUCUAAAGCACGGAGAUACGACAGAGGGAUCCAGAGCCUGGAGUCCAUGCUGGUCUCAUUGAAGAAGGGGAGGAAGGUGGAUGAGGCUGACAUCCCCCCACCUGUAGCUGGUGGAGCCCCAACCUCCACCGCCCCCCCACGACGUGCUCCUCCCCCUCCACCCUCUGGUCUUGAACCUGAACCGACACCUCCACAACAGCAGGGGGAGCCAGAGGCUGCUGCUCCUGCUGAAAUGUUACCCGUACCUGUCUCACCUGAGGCAGUAUCACCCAGCAGUGAGGAGGAGCUGUCUAUCUCCACCCUGGCCACUGUCAGCAGCCAUCCUAGCACUGAGGGAGAGGAAGAGACUGGACAGGCCAGCACAGUAGGCGAGGCCACGAAGGCGAUGCUGUUAGGCAGACAGAGAGAGUAUAAAGUGGCGGCUCUGAAAGCCAAGCAGCAAGGAGACAUGGAACAAGUCAAACUCUACUUCAGGACCAGCAAGAGGUUUGACGCGGUGAUCGAAGCAUUGGAGAAGGGGCAGGAGGUGGACCUGAGUUGCCUGCCACCCUCACUAUCCUCGGGGGUCAUCUCGGCCUUAUCUGGCCCAGAAAAAGAACCCGUUCCUGGACAGACCUCAAGCCCCAAUCCCCCUGCCUCCACACCUCCAGCCCCCUCUGCUGUCCCGGCCCAGCCUAAAGACGUUCUGGAGGCCCUGGAGCAGCGGAGAGACCGGUAUCAGGAGGCCUGCGCCCAGGCCAAAGCCAGCGGAGACGAGCGCAAGGCCCGCAUGCACGAGCGCAUCGCCAAGCAAUACCAGAGUGCCAUCCGCACCCACAAAGCAGGACGAGCUGUCAACUAUGCUGAGCUGCCUGUCCCCCCAGGGUUUCAUCCAAUCCCUGGCCAGGAGGGGGGGGCGGGAGCUGAGCAGGGAUUCGCUGCCAUGCUGGAGGCAGCCAAUAAGCUGGCAUCUGAGGAAACCAUAGUGACAGGAGAGGAGGAAGGAGAGAAUGAGGAGAGCAAGCCUCCUGUUCCUGAGAAGUUAAAGAAGCCCAUGUUGGCUGUUCCGCCCACGACCCAGAGGCCCAAGAGGAGCACCUCUCCCUCUGCAGACAGGACCCACCAGAGAGAGACCCUGUCUGCUACAGCGCUACAGCAGUUGGACUUUGUGGAGGGACGCAGGCAGCAGUACGUGAAGGCAGCGUUGCAGGCCAAACAGAAGAACGACAUGGACGCAGCCAGAACCCUGCUCCGUACCGCCAAGGGUCUGGAGCCGCUCAUCGACGCCGUCAAGGCAGGCAAACACCUCGACAUCAGCAAGGUGCCGUCGCCCCCUGGUGACGAGGAUGAGGACUUCAUCCUGGUUCAUCACAGUGAAGUCCAGAUCUCAGAGAAGGCAGAUGAGGUCUACACUCAACUGGCCAAGAUGCUCAAGGAACAGUACGAGAAGUGCAUGACUUAUUCCAAGCAGUUCACUCAUCUGGGUAACAUCGCUGAGACCACCAAGUUUGAGAAGAUGGCAGAGAGUUGUAAGAAGAGUCUGGAGAUGUUGAAGCUGUCCCAGUCGAAGAGACUGGACCCUCCUAAACAUCACUUUGAGGAGAGGACAUACCACACCGUCAGGAUCUUCCCAGAGCUCAGUAGUACAGAGAUGGUGGUGGUGGUCGUCAGAGGGAUGAAUCUGCCUGCUCCUUCAGGUAUAGCUACCAAUGAUCUGGAUGCCUAUGUCAAGUUUGACUUCCCCUAUCCCAGCACGGAACAACCCCAGAAACACAGAACGGCCGUGGUCAAGAACACCAACUCCCCAGAGUUCAACCAGGGCUUCACUCUGAACAUCAACCGGAACCACAGAGGCUUCAGGAGAGCGGUCCAAUCGAAAGGACUCAAACUGGAACUGCUACACAAAGGGGGUUUCCUGCGGAGCGACAAGCCUAUCGGGACGGCCCACAUCAAACUGGAGAAACUGGAGACCGAGAGUGAAGUACGAGAGAUAGUGGAGGUGAUGGAUGGCCGUAAGCCUACCGGAGGACGUGUGGAGGUCAGGGUUCGUCUGAGGGAGCCUCUGAGUGGACAGGACCUUCAGACAACCACAGAACGCUGGUUAGUUCUGGACCAGUCACAGGUUCUUCUCUAACUGCUGCUCAGCUGGGGACAACUAGGAACACUUUAAAAAGAUGAUAAACGCUCCCGUUGUCCUCUGAUGAAGAUUAUGACGGGAUGCUGAUGAAGAGGAGGAUGUUGUCGUGGCUGGCCUGUUUAGUCUUCCAGGGUUCUGGCAGUCCGACACAGUCAACACGGGUCUUUUUAGCUUGUAAACAUUUUGCACACAGAGUGAUGGAGCUUCUCUUCACUCUGGGGGUGGGGGGAAAUGGGCUCCAUGUUUAGCUAACCUUAAAAUAACAUUGUCUGGGAUUCAAACAAAAGGAGACUUCUCCAGGUCAUUAUUUCCCCCCCUGAGCUGAUUUCUGAGUCCUAGUUCUAUACCCUGCUGAUUUUGAAAGACAGCGACGUAGUUAGUCUCUCUCUCUAAUAUAUUAUUCACCUAUGCACUUAUUCUACCAAAGUAAUCACUGUUGCUGUACGAUGCUGCAUAUUUCAAUUGCCUUGAAUAUCUGCCCUACUGUUAAUGAUCACAAUAAUAAUGUGUGAUGAGAACUUGCAUUGCUCAAAAAAGUAAUUAUUUGCUACAAUGUUGGUUGUUGUUCCCAGGACUGUUUUGUUUCUAUUCACUGGCGCAGUUAUAGGGCAGGAUUCAACCCUGAUUUAGAUCCCCUGUUUUAGAGCAGCUUGACAUUGUUUUUGAAAGGGAAUGUGAUCCCCACAUACGUGGUGACAUUACCCUUUUUUU